GCAUUCACUUCCUGGUUUUCUUGUAGAUACGAAUAGGAUAACACUGUCCUCAGCUGACGCCCUGCAUCUUCGGGCGAUACUGUCAUCAAUUGAGGCGUGAAAAUCUGAUCAAUGGCUUUCCGGAAGGCUCUGAAACACACGGCCAUCAUAGGGAGUGGUGCUGUUGCCACUAUUUUUGGCCUAUCUCAGCUGUCGGAAUACCGAAAGACCCAGCAUGAAUGGGCCCGGCUGGCCUCGGUGGCAGCGGAGGGGGACCUUAAGGUGCAGUACCCAGAGGAGCUGCCCUCUCGCCAGGCCCUGCUGUCCGCCCUGCAGGACACGGACGAGUUUGACGUCCUCGUCGUCGGCGGAGGGGCCACAGGCUCUGGGUGUGCCUUAGAGGCCGUCACGCGCGACCUUAAGACGGCCAUGGUGGAAAGGAGCGAUUUCUCCUCAGGCACCAGCAGCAGAAGCACCAAGCUCAUCCAUGGCGGCGUGCGCUACCUCCAGAAGGCCAUCAUGAAGCUGGACUACGAGCAGUAUAUGAUGGUAAAAGAAGCCCUUCACGAGAGAUCCAACCUGCUGCACAUCGCCCCUCAUCUUUCAGCCCCACUACCCAUCAUGCUGCCUGUAUACACAUGGUGGCAGCUGCCAUACUACUGGGCAGGGAUCAAGAUGUAUGACCUGGUGGCCGGGGCCCAGUGUCUGAAGAGCAGCUACGUCCUCAGCAAGACCAAGGCCCUGGAGCUCUUCCCUAUGCUCAAGAAGGACAGGCUGGUGGGAGCUAUCGUUUACUAUGACGGGCAGCACAACGACGCCCGGAUGAACCUGGCCAUCGCCCUCACCGCCACCAGGCACGGUGCCGCCGUGGCCAACUACACCGAGGUGGUGCGGCUGCUGAAGAAGAACGACCCGGAGACGGGCAAGGAGGUGGUGUGCGGUGCACGCUGCAGGGACGUCAUCACAGGGCAAGAAUUUGAUGUCAGAGCCAAAUGUGUCAUUAAUGCCACGGGUCCCUUCACGGACUCUCUGAGGAAGAUGGACGACCAGAAGAAUGAGAACAUCUGCCAGCCCAGUGCUGGGGUCCACAUAGUCAUCCCUGGAUACUACAGUCCGGACAACAUGGGUCUGCUGGACCCCGCCACCAGCGAUGGGCGUGUCAUCUUCUUCCUGCCCUGGGAGAAGAUGACCAUCGCCGGGACGACUGACUCGCCCACCAGCGUGACGGCUCAUCCCAUCCCCACGGAGGAGGACAUCAACUUCAUCCUGACAGAGGUCCGCAACUACCUCAGCCCGGAUGUGGAGGUGCGGAGAGGGGAUGUUUUGGCAGCGUGGAGUGGGAUACGACCCCUGGUCACGGACCCCAACUCCAAAGACACGCAGUCCAUCUGCAGGAACCACAUCGUCAACGUGAGCGACAGCGGCCUGGUCACCAUCGCUGGGGGGAAGUGGACCACAUACCGCUCCAUGGCCGAGGAGACCCUGGACGCAGCAGUGAAAGCCCAUGGUCUCAAGGCCACGCCCAGUAAGACUGUGGGACUGCUGCUGGAAGGGGGCAAGGACUGGACCCCAACCAUGUACAUCCGACUGGUACAGGACUACGGCCUGGAAAAUGAGGUGGCCCAACACCUGGCCGCCACGUACGGGGGACGGGCGUUUGAUGUGGCCAAGAUGGCACACGUCACCGGGAAGAGGUGGCCGAUCGUGGGCAAGAGGCUGGUAUCGGAGUUCCCUUACAUCGAGAGCGAGGUGUUGUAUGCCAUGAAAGAGUACGCCUGCACGGCCAUCGACGUGAUCGCUCGGCGCACGCGACUGGGCUUCCUUAACGUGCAGGCGGCUGACGAGGCUCUUCCACGCAUCGUGGAGAUCAUGGGCAAGGAGCUGGACUGGAGCGAGCAGAGGAGGACGGAGGAGCUGGAGGCAGCGAAGAAGUUCCUCUAUCAUGAGAUGGGCUACAGGUCCCGGUCUGAACAGAUCACCAAAACAUCAGAGAUCACCUUGGACGCACAGGAAGUGGCCAGGUAUCAGAAACGCUUCCACAAAUUUGACAAAGAGUGUAAAGGUUUUAUCACCACCGUGGAUGUCCAGAGAGUCUUAAAGAAUAUCAACGUCCAUAUUGAUGAGAACGCCCUCCACGAAAUACUCAACGAAGUGGACCUCAACAAAAAUGGACAGGUGGAAAUCGACGAGUUCUUACAGCUGAUGAGUGCUGUGAAGAAGGGUCAGGUGUCUGACAGCCGGUUGGCCCUCCUUCUGAAGAGUGCUGAGGAGAGUCUGGACCUGAGGGCCCCUGUGUCUGUGGACCGCAGCGGGGGAGGGGUCUAAGGGAAGAUACUUCUACACAACUGUCAUUGUUACCGUCAUUGACAUGGAAUACAUGUAUUUGUUGUCAAACGGACUGCUUAACACUCUGUGUUCAAGUUAAGAGUAAUCCUGCUUUUUGACACACCAUGAGAUGUUGUUUAACCUUGCAGUUGAUAAUUGGCGGGAACAAGGAAUAUUGUAAUAGGAUGAUCUGAAUUAAGAUAUUGUAAUCAGGGAUGGCCAAAUCAGAUGUGAAGACUAGUAUCUAUUGUGUGAUGGAAUCUAGUCCAACAAAUGGCAGUUGCCAGGGUAAUAUUAGAGGCAGGGUCGGUAAUUUUGUUGAGAUGCACUUUUGGUCAUAUUUGCUGAAAUAAACUUCACAUCCUAAUAGCAACCAAUAAAUAGAAAGGUUUGACAGUCAAAUGAAAUAAAUUCAAUAUCUCUGGGUGUCGCAAGACUGUAAUAAACAGAUAAUUUUGUUUGGACCAAACUUAAUGAUUGGACAGCAUUCGGACUGAAUGCAGUGAUUAGAUGGGCUACUUGUCUGUCUACCAACCUACCUCCCGGCAGUAAUCAAACAGCAUGUUCAAGUGUUUUGGGGGAGUGGCUUUGAAAAGAGGGGGUGGGCUAUUUUGGGUUGAAUCCUUUCAAACUUAAUCCAAAAUUGCUAGGUUAGCAAAAACGUACCUACCCUGCCUUUAAGGACCUUUUUGACAUCGCCUGCAUAUACAGAAUAUUUCUGACCCACUCAGUUUUUCAUGACACUUGAUUGCAAUCACAAUACAAUGAGUGCCUCUGACUCUGCAUUUUGACACACAUACCUAUAUUCGACAUUUUCCUGCACUCCACUUCUAGGCUGUAUUCGAAUGUUUAGCAAUUUUUCUUCUAGCUCUGCUUUGUCGAAUGAACAAAAAACUAUAAGUGAAAAGCUAGAUUCCCAGCAUGCUGCUGAUUGUAUGUCUUUGUCUUGUACCUGAGGAUCCAAGAUUGCUGAUGCAGACUAAGAAAACCUGUAUUAAACUUACCUAAAAGAAAGUCAGAGAUAACAGUACUACCAUGUCUUAUAAUUUUUUUUGCAUUGUUUACAUAGAGCAGAUCAUGUCUAAUUUAACCAGUUUUGCUCAAGCAAGAUCAUUGUUGUGAUUUAAACUGACACUCAACUUGAUUCUGAAGUGUGUUACUGCAUCUUUUUCUAGUUCUGUUUCUGAUGGUUUGUAUCAUAGUACACUGGUUGUGGGAUGUUCCUGUGAAUAUACUGUCCUUACACUGGCCUGUGUUUGCACUCUCUGCCAAACUCCUAUGGUUUACAUAGCAAGGUUUCAAGCUUUAUCAGUACUCUUGUCAAAUCAUGUCAACAUUACUGCUUUUUUACUGCAUUUCAAUCACAUAACUAUAUAUUUAUGUAAGAUAUUUAUUCCUUUUCAUAUGUAUUCAUUAGAAUAAUCUUUGAAUAAUGUAGACAUUUAUUAAAUAUUGGGAAUGUGGCUAAUUGCAAGAUUGUAAUUCAGAAGUUGGUUCAAAAGGGGACCCAUGUUGGUCUACAUUGGUCUCUGUUAUAACUUGUUCACUUUUAAGUUACUACUGUAUUUUUGGUUAUUUACCGUUAUCCAUAGUGAUUUUAUUAAAGUAAUGUACAAAAUGUGCCUUAUUGGUUGUGGAAUGAACUGGAACUAUGUUCACUCUUUUUAAGUAUUGCUAUGUGGAAUUAUAACUAUUAUAACAGAGAUAUUAUAGAGCAUGUCAACAUAAAGAACAUAUAAAUAUAUGAAGGGAAAUAAUUUUUUAUAAUGGGACAUUUUGUAUUGUGUACUCAUAAACGUCAUAGUGUAAUUGUCAUUACGCUUUUUGUAUGUAAAGUCAUAGGAUGGUGCUUCAACCAGAACAAUUUUGGUAAAGUAUGAAACGGUUUUUAACUGUGUAAUCACAGUGAAAUAUUUAAAUCAUGGGUAUAUUUUCAGCUGAUUUAAGCACAAUACCUUGACAGGAAGGACUCUUUUACCUGUCAACUGCAGCUUGUAAGAAUACCUGACAGACAUCUGAACUUAAAUCCAUGUCCCUAUGUUUGAUUGUGUCUUUUUGGAUGAAAUUUCAGCUUCAUCCAAAAUGAAAGAGAUUCGUAUUCCAACACUGUAAAUCGAUCUUGAUAGCUUUUCAGAAAAAAAGCAAUUAUCUAAUUAAAUGUAUCUGGUUGCUUGCAUGCAUUGUUUUGGUGUGGGUGAUUUUUGUGACAUUUUUUUCACCUCACUGACCACCAUUCAUAUUUCUUGGCAAAACAACCUGGCUUUUCUCAAGGGAAUAGUCCUAUGAUGCACUAUUAUGAAACCUGACACAGGAAAUGCUAGCAUGUUUAAACCUUAUAGCCUGAGGUUCUACUAAAUGUUUCAACAAGUUGUGUGUAAUAAACAAAGACUUUUGGUUUGA
Messenger RNA from Hypomesus transpacificus, 4704 nucleotides. RefSeq names its product glycerol-3-phosphate dehydrogenase 2 (mitochondrial) (gene gpd2). Gene Ontology annotation, biological process: glycerol-3-phosphate metabolic process. The record is from RefSeq and is a predicted model, not a curated record. The transcript is spliced from 17 exons. Gene Ontology annotation, molecular function: glycerol-3-phosphate dehydrogenase (quinone) activity; calcium ion binding. NCBI's taxonomy places the organism in Eukaryota, Metazoa, Chordata, Actinopteri, Osmeriformes, Osmeridae. Gene Ontology annotation, cellular component: glycerol-3-phosphate dehydrogenase (FAD) complex; mitochondrion. Bases 112 to 2304 code for a protein of 730 amino acids.